UUCAGAAACUCAAUCUUGUAUGUGAACCAGAUCUAUGUUUAGCCAUUCAUAAAUAUUUGAUGACAUCUCAAGAUAAAUGGCAGAUGCCUGGCUUAAAGUCAAUCUUCCAAUUAGCAUGGGGUAUUACUCUAAGGACUUUGUCUCAGUUUCCAGUUGGCUCUCUUGGUGGAAAAGUUGGGGAUUGUUUAGAAGAAGAUGAGCAGACUGUUGAUAUUGCCAUUGAAGAGGGUUCUUUUCAAGCUAUGAGGAACUUGAUUGUGAAAAGUUCUGUUUUUCAUGAACAAGAAUUCUUCUUGAAGCGAAUUCACAGUGUGAUUACAGACUUCAUUGUGCUAAUGCCCCUUAAAGUUAAGGAACUUCGAAAUCGUGGAGAUGAAACUGCAAGAAUUAUUGCAUCUUAUUCACAAGAGGGAUUAGAGCCACCAUCCAACUUACCAUUACAUUUUGAACAUUUAUUAAACUUAAUAACUGAUUUAUAUGCCAAAGAUCCUUUAAAAUUGGAAUUAGCCAUGGAAUAUUGGUGUCCAAGCGAAAGCCUGUUAGAGCAGUCUUAUCUUCAAAGACCAUCCCAAAGACAAAUUGCCUUGUACAAGUUUAUUCGCAUUGCUGGAGAUCUGUUACCACCUCCAUUAUUUGUGCCAUAUCACCAGAUGCUCACUAGUUUAUCUAAUUCACCAGGUUGUGCUCACAACUGCUUUUCCAUGUUAAAAAUGAAUGGUAGGAAUGGUAGCCAAAGCAGUAUUGUAUCAUGGGAUCAUUUCUUUGCAACACUUCAUCGUUAUUAUGGCAGUUUACAUGAAGAAGUACCAUCUGCAGUCAAUGUACAAUAUACUUACCCACAAAGAAUGCACACCAAAGGAAUUACACCACAAGAAGUGCAAGGACUUAUUGCUGUUCUACAGCUGAUAACUCAAGUUGUGAAGCUGGAUGAAAUUGCUCGUAUUACUUUAUCAGAAAAUCCACAGUAUGUGCCAACAGUUGUACUUCUUGGUCUUAUAACAUGUAGUAUUCCUGCCUCAUUGAAAGCUUCUAUAAUCAAUUGUUUAGCUGCGUUUGCAGCUUCUCCUGAUAUAGCUUCAAAUAUCUGGCAAGGCUUAGAAAUGACACAGGUCAUUCCAACUGUCAAAUCAAUAUCUGUUUACCAUCCUUCUGGAAUAUUGAUGGAAUUAGAAGAAGUUGAAACACGAAUGGAAGAAUAUCCUGUAACUCGUGCUAUGCUGACUUUACUUGAUGCUCUUUUGAAUCAUCCAUAUCCUACCAGACUAGGCUCAGGCACCCGUCAGCCAGGGAUUGAACCGUACUUGCAGUUUGUCAGGGACUCUGUUUUAUUGAGGUGUAAUUCUCGAUCUUACAAAACAGAAGGUGAAAAGUGGAAGAUUAUGGCAUUAUGCUUUAAGAUACUGGAGAAAGUUCUUAAAUCAUGUCGUUUCCAGUCUAGGAGUAACAGUAAUUUUAAUGUAGAAACUAAUAUAGGAGUUUCUAUUUUAUCACAAAUGCUGCAAGACAGUGGUCUGCUGAGGGUAGUUCUUCUCAUUCUGGAUGAAGGAAUGAGAGUUUUGGAUCAAUAUGCAUCAGUGCUAGGUCAAGCAAAUCUUCAAGAAUGUACUCUUAUUGCUUUAAAAUUAGUGCAUGCUACUUUAUCAAAACAAGAAGCUUUCCUUCAGCAAAUUCGAGACAGUGGUUGUGACCUUCUUGUCACAGCUCUAGACAACUUGCUAUUGAAUAUUAACCCAAGAAGUGGGCAAGCAGAUCAUUUGCUUGUGAUUGCCAAGUAUGUCACGUAUAAUGCUUUUAUACCUCAGCACAGCUUAUAUUCCAUAAGUAUAUUAUAUGCCUUGUGCUCAUCUAUUCAUAUAGCCCAACAUCUAGUCAGGGUUUUCGACAGCAAUAUAAAUGAAAGUGAAACUUUAUUAAAAGGCUUUGUUGAAAUACUUGAAAUUGAUGUUCCUGCUGAUGAUUAUGAAGAUGACAAAACCUUGCAAGCCAGAAGUAAAGCUCAGGAACAAUUACUACAACUGCUUUUGAAGUGCCUGAAACAUCCUGGUCCAAAUCUUUCACAUUAUUUGCUAGGUUUUAAUUUGCGAAAACCUAUUGCACAAACAGAAAUCCAAGAGCCUGGUGUGAUGGGAUCAAAGCGAACUUGCUUGCAUGCUGUUUUGUCAUUCUUAGAUUAUGGAAGUUACUCGGGAAAUUAUCCUUCAAAUAUAUACAAUUCACCACAUUCUGCUGAACUAGCUUACCAAUUGAUUUAUGUGCUUUGUACAAAUAAAGAUACAUCUGGUCCUACUUUACGAUAUUUGAGAUCUACCCAUGACUUUCUGUUCCGUCAUCUGCAGUUUUUACCAUUUAAACCAACAGGCGAACAUGUUGUUAAGUUAAUGUCACAACAGUCGUGGCUUUUGAGAAUUCUUGCAGUAGAGCUAAGAGUUACUUCUGCGCAUCAUCAAAGAUCACAUGUUCAUCGCCUUCUUAGCAGUCUUCUUGAUGACAAACCUCCUGUAGAGAGUGGUGCUGUUGAUGUUACAGAGCCAUCAUUUGGAUCAACUAGCAGGUCUUCCUAUUCAUUUAUGAAACCUACAACAGGUACCUUUCGCAGAAAAUUCAUGAAAAUUCUUGAUAGCAUACAGUUUCAUCAUAAGAUGCCCGAUGUUCCUCGUUGGGAUUACUUUGAAAAUGAAGAGGUUGAGCGUAUUUUGAAAGAAUGUGAAAUUAGAGAACCAGAUGGUCCUCGACUAAUUGAUGUUGAAGAAUUACAUAACAGAUUAGCUGAAGAAACUAUGGGGUUACAAGGUGCGUCAGUUAUUGGUCAGAGAACAAUUAUGAUGCAGGAAAUAUCAAAAGUUUUAGAGUAUGCCGUAAGCUGCAAUGAAGCACGAGAAGCUGUAUUUGCUAAAAGAUUGCUAUUUGAUGCAUGGAGACAAGUUACUGAAGUUUUGCUUAUUGCAUGCCCACUUGAAAUGUUAGGAAAUGAAAAAAAAGAUCAAAUGGUUCUUGAACUAUCCCAAGAACUGUUAUCAAAAGUAAUGUCUCCAAAUGUACUGCCAGAAUUAAUGCCUCCUGCAUCAGGAGUAAUUCUAACUCUGAUGUCAACACUUCGGCACAGCAUGGUUAAUGCAAUAUUGAAACCCAUACAUCAUACACCAGCUCUAACAAAUGGUUAUGCUUCAUUUGAGAAUAUAACUACGGAACCAUGUAUGAUUCCCCUGACUCAUCAUUCGUCUUUGUUGGUAGUCUUACGUGCUAUUGUAGAAUGCCUUCUUCAAACUGGUACUGGCUUGCAAAGAGUGAGGGCUAACUUCUAUAGCGCUUUUUUGAAUCUUCUUUGCAUUGUGCAGAAACCUAAUGACAUAGGAUCUUCUGAUCAAAGUAGUGUUGCUUCUAUGGUCCUGGAUCAAGAAUCGGAGACAAGGAAACUUCGGUCGGAGUACAUGGAAACAAUUCUCAGCUUUGGUGAAACUAUCAUGGAAAUCAUAUGUAGAGAUGCUUGUACAGGUCAUGAUAUCACAAAAAUGUUGGCAUUAGCUGUCCUUGAUGUUGCUGUCUCCUUAGAUAUCCAACAGCAGUGGCUAGCAUUUUUAGUAUCUAAGGGCUACAUGAGACAUAUCCUAGAUAGUUUGUCCAAAGAUGAUGAAGAAUUGCAAAAUCUCUUUAAUAGAAAUUCAAGUUCAUAUAGAAUUUUCUAUGUUUUUGAAUCCAAAAUGGCUUUACUUACAAGAAUCAGUUGUUAUACUAAUGGUGCAUUAGCCUUGUUAAGAAAUGGUGCUAUACACAGGCUGGCUGAAUGCAGAUCUCUAGACCUAAGACCUGAUUUGCCAAGUGAACUGAAGCAAGACAGUAGUAAUUGGAUACUUCCUGAUCUCUUGAAAUGCUAUCGACAAAUGUUUAUGGCAAUCAUGAAGUUAAUACUGUCUGUGACCAUGACCUUGGGUUCUAGUCACAGAGAAGCUACGUUACAGCUGUUAGAAUUUGUGGCUUGUAAUGGAGAGUUGUUUUCGCAUGUGAUACGAGAUCCAUCAAGUUUGCAAACUCUUGAAGCUUUAGAAGAGUUGAGUGUAAUAUCAGCUGUACUUUCACGUGCAAGUUUUGAUGAUCCCAGCACUCUAACAAGUGACACUUUUUUAAGUGAACAAAGGGGUCAUCUUCUUUUAUUAAGGCAGCAUAUGCUUAUGCUUAUACCUCGACUCAUGGCGAGUGAAAGUGCUGAAACAGUUAGCCAAAAUACAUCAAACCAGAACGAUCCCGAAACUGCUGUGCAUAUGAAAAUGUGCCGGCUGCAGAUUGCAUCACAUGUUCUAGGCUCAUGCUGUAGUAUUAUUACAAAAUCAGGAGUUGAUGCUCAGAAUUCUACAAUCCUCUUCAGUCCUCAUAUAGCUGAAGCUACAACCUCAGAUACUUUCCAUUUAACUGCAUCAAGUUUUCAGAAACGUCUUCCUCUGAGCAUUGGACGAGCUCCAGAUUUAGGACUUCUUAUCACUCUUUUAUAUCGUUCAGCCUCCGAGCUUCAGAUCAGCACAGAUGAGCAAAAGUUGCUCAUUCGCCGCUUACAGUCUCUUCCUACACUGACUAGUGAUGAAUUAGCUGAGUUUCUUCCCAUCGCCAUAAAGCAGGAUCAACCAACUGUUCAACAACAAAGAGAUAUAGCAAGAAAUUCCAUUCAGAAAUUGAUUAACUAUAAAACACAAGAAAUCUCUAUCCUUAGCUACAUGAUUGAAAGUUCAGCUUAUAUUUUACUACGACAUUUGGAAUAUUAUUUAUUAACUUCUAAGAAAGAUGAAUCUAUGUUCUCUUUCCCCAAUAAAUCUCAUGAACAAAUCCGUCGAUUACAAGAUACAAGUUCUUUGAGCCCAGAUGUUCAGAGAAACACAAUGAAGUCUUCAUUUCAAGAUGUAUCUAAACCUGUGUCUCAGAUUGAUUUGGAUAGCUUCAAAAGUGAUGUUCAGUCGGCACUAGGUGAACCUUUUUUUAGGAAGCUAAAAUCUGUUGAACAGUAUCUGGGUCAAGGAAGAAGUCAUGUGAGUUUUCUAGAAGCAAUAUCAAAUCGCUUGAAGAGAUUAGUUCACAUUCAAAUUAGAUGAGGUACAUGUACAUAGGUUGGAAAUUUAAGUUCCGUUAGAAAACAUUUAUUGCAGCAAAAGUAUUAUGCUUUGUAUUUCAUUGGAUUAGAAUUUCAUAUUUGUGAGAAAGAAGAAAAAUAGAUUCACUGCCUUGGAAAAUUUCACUAAAGUUUUGUACUGUAAAAAUAUAGUUUUAAAAAUGGCUUUGUAAUUUACUGUAAAAUAAAUAAUUUUUAAUGACAUAAAAAAAGAACUGGCUA
This is a messenger RNA of Stegodyphus dumicola, 5314 nucleotides long. RefSeq names its product nuclear pore complex protein Nup205 (gene Nup205). Lineage: Eukaryota; Metazoa; Arthropoda; Arachnida; Araneae; Eresidae. The record is from RefSeq and is a predicted model, not a curated record. Gene Ontology annotation, biological process: nuclear pore organization. Gene Ontology annotation, molecular function: structural constituent of nuclear pore. Gene Ontology annotation, cellular component: nuclear pore; nuclear pore inner ring.